UGUGGAUUAUUGUUCGGAAUUCAUGCGACACGACAGACCAUUUCGCUUUAUGUUCAAUGCGUGCUAUUUGAGAGCACAUGCCUUUUAAGAUCGGAUCCAAAUCAAAACUUUUCGUUUGUUUUUCGCUGUUGGGACUGAGAAGGAUUUUAUUUUCGUCAAUUCCGACUAAGAGUUCACAAGUGCUUUUGGCCAUUGCCGCACCAUGCCGAGGGGAUUCUUGGUGAAGAGGACGAAACAUGCCGGCGCUCAUUCCUACCGCGUGCGCCGCAACUCUGAAGAUGACCGUAGUGACAGUGGCUCAGAUAUGGAAUAUUGCCACACGAACUUUGGCUCUCCCGACUCGGGAUUUUCCCAGUCGCCCAUUGCCCUGUCAUUCCGGGAGAGUGAUCUGCUGGGAUUGUCGGAGCGAGAUGUAACAUUGUCCCCUCACUCUGCCUCCCCCUUGACUAUCAGCACUGCGUUGAGCGACCACAAUCACCCCUCACCCCUCUAUUUCUCGGCAUUUGAUCGCUUAGCGGUAUCGAGCUGCAAUAGCUCCCCUUCUGGACUUACUAUCGACUCCCCGAGAGUGGCGGAUCGCUCUACUCCUACCAACUGUCCAUCCACACCCACCAGCCCCAAUAAAAAACGCGGAGGCACAGAUAACUUGGAAGACAAACCCAAAACACUCAAGAAGCCCAAGUCUGCCAGGAAAAUCAAUUUCGAUGAGGACAAACGGUCGCCUGUGUCAGGAACGAUCAUCAAGGAGCUGUCGGACAGCGAAGACGAGGGCGUACACAUUUCAGGAGACAUCGAUAGUGCUUUUAACUUUGUGGAGGUUACACCCGAGGCUCGGGCUGAGUUGGAGAAAAUCGAAAACAAAAUCGGAGAUUACAUUUGUCAGCUGUGCAAGGAGCAUUAUGACGAUGCCUUUCAGCUGGCUCAGCACCGAUGCUCGCGCAUCAUCCACGUGGAGUACCGCUGCCCCGAGUGUGACAAGGUGUUCAACUGUCCCGCCAAUCUGGCUUCUCAUCGCCGCUGGCACAAACCCCGUCCCCAGGGUGUUUCCAAGACCUCCACACCCACCCGAAUCCUGCCAGCCACAUCUAACAACCUGACCCCCCAGGGCCGCCUGCCUGGUUCCCCCAUCACAGGCUUCCAAGCCUCCGUCAUCCAGCACGGGGUGACCGGCCCCCCCCAAACCGCGGACGGUUAUUUCGAAUGUGACAAAUGCCUUAAGAAGUUUCGUCGUCAAGCCUACCUGAGGAAACACCUUCAGACACACUCGGAUGAACGAGCGUGUGCAUGUCAGGUGUGCGGCAAGGUGCUGAAAAACGAACUGGCCCUUGAGAAACACUUAGUGCAGCACGUAGCCAGACCGACGGAAACAAGUCUGAUCUGUUCUGUGUGUAGUGCCAGCUUUACCAACAAACUGGCCCUGGACAAACACAUGCGGGCCCACACUGACAGUUUUACCUGUAAGUACUGCGACAAUGUGUUUUACAGUUCACCAGGCUUAACUCGCCACAUCAACAAAUGUCACCCGUCUGAGAAUCGUCAGGUCAUCUUACUGCAGAUGAGCCGACCUUGUUAAAGGCAUAAACAAAGUCACACGAAAUCUUCCUCAAGCUUUCACAGUAUUUGACAAUCAUUAGUAUUACAUUUAAAAUCAUAUCUCUGAAAACAUGGUGUCCAUUUCCGAACAAUAAUCAUAUUGUUCCUGGCAUUCCAUCAGUAACUUCUUUUAGCAUCCAGUAACAAAAACUGGGUUAUCUUCCCUUGGUAGAGGUGCCAUUGUAACGGUAUCAUUUAAAUACUAUGUUUUCCCGCUACCAUAAUGUUUUCGAAGCAGACCACCAAAUGUUAUGACGCAGUGCCGUUCGUGUUAUAACGCUUUGUUAAACUGCCGUGCCUUUCCCCUCAUCAGGUUUUCACUUUGAGAAAAGGGAUCGUCCAAAAUUAUGAGAAAGUAUAGUCUAUAUCUAUAUAUACAAAUGUCUAUAUCUUUAUCGAAAAAGGUUGUGUAUCGCAGUUUUGCGAGAGAUUUAUAUUUUUCUUUUCGAUGUGGCCCUUCCCCAGCCAAAAGUGCAUUACUCUUCACUGCAAUUGCCGUUGUGUGCCUUGCUAUACUGUUAAUAGGAAAUACACGAGGGUAACUUUUGUCGUUAUAUUAACUCAUAUACUAUUUUUGUAUGUCAGCAUGUGUACUGUCUAAACAUGUCAGCAUGUAUACUGUCGAAACACUUGUCGCCUGGAAGUGAUUAGAUUAUGGUCAAUUGAAUUGAACUGCGCAUCAUGUGUUCGUAACCAUUUUUUGUACUGUGUUUACUUUAUUAUUGUUUAUCGAGUGUUAAUAGUCAUCUUAUACUCAGUGGACACAUUUUGCGUCUUAUUUAUUCACAAUAUAAGGCAAUUUAGAACAAUUUGUAAUUCUUGUUCUCACUGAUGGCUGUUUGUUUAUUAUUGAUUU
Liolophura sinensis is the source of this 2449-nucleotide messenger RNA. Its product is annotated as insulinoma-associated protein 1a-like. Lineage: Eukaryota; Metazoa; Mollusca; Polyplacophora; Chitonida; Chitonidae. The record is from RefSeq and is a predicted model, not a curated record. Gene Ontology annotation, cellular component: transcription repressor complex; nucleus. The transcript has 2 exons. Bases 203 to 1573 code for a protein of 456 amino acids. Gene Ontology annotation, molecular function: DNA-binding transcription repressor activity, RNA polymerase II-specific; RNA polymerase II cis-regulatory region sequence-specific DNA binding. Gene Ontology annotation, biological process: regulation of cell cycle process; negative regulation of transcription by RNA polymerase II; neuron differentiation.